Molecule: messenger RNA, 3214 nt
Organism: Pieris rapae (cabbage white)
Lineage: Eukaryota; Metazoa; Arthropoda; Insecta; Lepidoptera; Pieridae
Product: sodium-dependent neutral amino acid transporter B(0)AT3
Exons: 5
Coding region: 246-2411 (721 amino acids)
Biological process (GO): sodium ion transmembrane transport
Cellular component (GO): membrane
Source: RefSeq, a predicted model, not a curated record
GUCACCAGUCGGGAAAAAUAAAUCAAUACUUAGCUAAAAUAGUUAUUAUAUGCCAUGAAACGUAAUGAAAAAGCAUAGUGGUAGAAGAUCACAUAAUUAUCCCAAAAUGAUUCGAUCGAUAGAGUUACGAAAAUUCAUUCGCUUCGUAGUUAUCGCCGUCGUGUUCGUGUCUCUUGUAAUGUGCCAUGACGAAGAUGUGAUUGAGGUAGCCUGAAUAAAAACACUAUCCAAAUAAAAUAGUUAAAAUGGCGAACACAGCACAAUUAAUCCGUCGUCAAAGCUCAAGGGAUUUGUACGCUCAACGAUCCUUGGAACGGAUGGAAAUGAAAGAAUUGCGUGGUCGACUUGUUACUUUAGAAAAUGGACACACGCAUAGAGCUAAGGUCAUGUAUGGUGCCACUAACCAGGCGUUUGAAGAUACCAGCCCCAGACAGUCUUCCGAAACUCCGAGUAAGGAAAGCUCUGUAGAAGAACGGGGUGGUUUUAAACCGGAAAACGGAGAAGGCGAAAGAGAGUCGUGGGACAGCAAGUUGACCUUUUUGCUGGCUACGGUUGGGUAUGCAGUGGGUUUGGGCAAUGUGUGGAGGUUUCCAUAUCUCGCGCAGAAGAAUGGGGGUGGUGCAUUUCUGAUACCAUACUUUGUGAUGCUGGCGAUUGAGGGCAUACCAAUAUUUUAUUUAGAAUUGGCUAUUGGGCAACGUUUGCGAAAAGGAGCCAUUGGAGUCUGGCACCAGGUAUCUCCGUAUUUAGGUGGAAUUGGGAUAAGUUCCGCAGUGGUUUCCUUCAAUGUAGCGUUAUAUUACAACUCGAUUAUAGCAUGGUGCUUGUUCUACUUCGCUCAGAGUUUCCAAGCUGAGUUACCUUGGUCGGAGUGUCCGAAAAAAUAUUUUAGCAAUGGAUCAUAUACCUUAGAACCUGAAUGUGCAGUAAGCAGUCCUACUCAAUAUUUUUGGUAUCGAACAACUUUACAGAUAUCAGAGGAUAUUAACUACCCAGAAACAUUCAAUUACAAGAUAGCUUUGGCUCUUAUAAUAGCCUGGAUCCUGGUCUAUAUGUGUAUGAUUAAAGGGAUUGCAUCUUCCGGAAAAGUUGUAUACGUCACUGCAACUUUUCCGUACAUUGUGUUAGUAAUAUUCUUCUUCAGAGGAAUAACUUUAAAAGGAAUGAGCGAUGGUCUGAUCCACUUGUUUACUCCGAAAUGGCAGAGGAUUUUGGACCCUGUUGUAUGGCUCGAAGCAGGGACACAAAUCUUCUUUUCCCUUGGCCUAGCGUUUGGCGGCCUGAUUGCUUUUAGCUCGUACAAUCCAGUUGACAAUAAUUGUUAUAGAGAUGCAAUAAUGGUCUCUAUGACAAACUGUUUAACGUCCAUGUUCGCCGGAAUCGUCGUUUUUUCAAUUAUUGGCUUCAAAGCAACUAUGGUAUAUGAGAAAUGCUUGAGCGAGAGAAAUCAGACGCUUUUAGAUAUGUUUGGAUCUGGAUAUAGGAAUAUGGUGUUUCCGGAGGCGGGGCAAAAUAUUACCGUCGGAUUUAAUGGCAGUUUCACUCGUUUAAUAAUGCCGCAUUUACCUGAAUGUGAUUUACAAAAGGAAUUGGAUAAUACAGCAUCUGGGACGGGACUAGCAUUUAUAAUAUUUACAGAAGCAAUCAAUCAAUUUCCGGGCGCGCAAUUUUGGUCCGUAUUAUUUUUCUUAAUGCUGUUCACAUUGGGAAUCGACUCACAAUUCGGGACCUUAGAAGGUGUGGUCACAUCGAUUGUUGAUAUGAAACUAUUUCCCAAUCUAAGAAAGGAAUAUUUGACGGGUGGAAUAUGUUUGUUAUGUUGUUUAUUAUCUAUGGGAUUCGCGCAUGGAGCCGGAAGUUACAUAUUUCUGCUUUUCGACAUGUAUAGCGGAAACUUUCCAUUGCUGAUCAUUGCGCUGUUUGAAUGUAUUGGAAUCUCUUAUGUCUAUGGAGUGAAUAGAUUUGCUGACGACAUAGAAGCAAUGACAGGCCAACGGCCCGGCAUUUAUUGGCUAAUAUGUUGGAAGUAUCUUUCUCCGCUCGCCAUGAUAUCCAUUCUGAUAUCCUCGUUUGCGGAGCUGGCCGUCGAAGGCUCUGGUUACGACGCCUGGAUAAGUUCUGAAGGAGACACAGUAAGAAAGCCCUGGCCGGUGUGGGCCAUACUUCUGGUUUUGGUGCUCGUCUUGGCUUCUGUCUUGUGGAUACCCGGAUUAGCUAUUUGCAGGUACUUCGGCAUCCAAGUGAUUGAUGACGAGGAACGCGCCUGGUUUCCCGCAGAGGACCUUCGUGUUUUCCACGGCAUAGAACCGCACCCCGUAACUUCGCUGCAGACAAUACUCUUUUGUACCCGGCCGGAUGGCACUGAACGUUGCUGCUGGCCUGGAUGCUGCGAAACUGAUGAUGAGGAAUAGCAUAUCAGUAAGAAAAGUUAGGCCUGUAUCUUGUUUCUUUCGUACAAAAAUAUUACAAUACAAUUUGACAAUAAUCAAGUAUAGAUAAUACAAAAUUUUAGAUUUUGCCUUUAUUUUAUUUAAGUAGUAAUUAUAAUAACUAACUAUAACGCAUAUGCCGCAGCUAAAUAGUUUAAUUAGCUAUUCAAUCAAGAUCCCAGCCGCUUUACUAAACUACGCCGUUAAACAAGCAGGCUGAAUGAUUUUCAACAUUACAUUUAACAAACAUGUGACAGACACAAAAAAAUAUUUGACAUACAAAAAUCUUUAUUGAAAAUCAUAAGCGACGCCAAAGUGGAACUAAAUAGAAAUGAAAAGGCUAAGCAAUUAAUGAACGUCAUGUUUUUUCAUAUUUGCUAAGCUUUAUCAAAAUGCCUGAUUGAUAUUUAGUAAGAAUACUUAAUCAAAUUACUGUAUUUCAUUUAGGCCGCUUGUUAACAACGUUGUUUAGGAAAGCGGCUAGGCUGUUCAUUGAACGGCUAAUUAAGCUAGUUGCCUGCGACACAUACACUUCGCUUGAAUGAAAUAUAACGUAAAAGAAGACGCACAAGUUUCAGUAGUAAUUUUUGAGAGGAUGUCAUGUGUUUUUUUUCGAAUAAAAUAUCAUAAUAUCUAAGCGCAAAUAAUUUGUUCUGUAUGUUUUUUAUAAUAUUUACAUGCACGGAAAUAAUUUCGACACGGAUCUUAGUAAAAAAAAUUACGAUUUAUUAACUUUUGUAUUGAUAUUUUCUUGUAAAUUUAACUUUUUGAAGAUUUUUUCGAUA